UGCGUUGCGCCGGUGCCACGUGCCUGUCUUGCCCCGCGAAACUGUUUGUUGUACGAGAAAAAAAUGUAGUCGAAUCCCUUGCGGAGAGACGUAACACGCGAUGGUUCGAAAUUCGAAAUCGUAUUUUGAAUUUAUUUUUUUCGUCCAGAAACCUUUGCGUACAUUUGCAUAUUAAGUUCGGGAAUUGGGUUCUUUUUAUGUCGUGACUUGUGUGGUAGUGAAUUUCAACUGGGUGUGUUUUUACGCUGGGACUGUAAUUAUUGUAAUUAUAGACAAACAAUGGAAAUGCAAGAAAAACAACUCAAACACGCAAGCAAAUAAGAUACCAUGGCGGCAAACGCAAUACUCACUGUACAAUGUCAACGACCGACCAAACACCAGAUUCCGACCAAAUUAAAAAUGAACAGUAUCCCUACUAACGUCAUAGCAACAGUGAUACUGCUCGCAUCGUUGCCUUAUAUAUCCACCCUCAAUCUCCCGAGUGGUGAUCCAGCUCCGGGACGUUCACCAGGACCACCUUUCAAUGAAAAAUCAGAGAGCAAUAUAGAAGUGCCAGUCGAAGAACCAGUUUACGACGAAAUGACGACCACCGACGAAGUUCCGACGACAGUUAGUGAAGCGAGUGUGAGUGAGACAACCGAUGCGUGUUCGUACGCACUGGUGCCGAGUGACAGUGACGACAUUGUGACAUUGAGUGAACGAAACAGUGACGUCAACUUGUCGGUCAGUCAUUCGGUGUUUGAUAGUGAGGAGCUUGUGAAAGGAGUCGUUUAUGAAGUUCACCUCCAGUUCGAAGAUACAUCACUGAAAGACUACGUCCUGUACUCCUUAGUGGGCAGUCUAAUCCGUGGCAACUUCACACCAACCAGUCUUUCCGAAAGACCAUGCAGAGACGUGGAACCGCUCCCGUAUUUCAUGCCCAAACACGAAAGACUGCAGAAGCAUAAAACGUGGCACGACGAACUAGUGGACUAUAGGACAAACAGUGAGUUCCAUGGCUACUACUUCAGACCGAAGUACCGUAGUGUUGCGCGCUUUGAACGUUCGGUGUACAAAUUCGGGAAACGGUACCGGUACGUGUCGGCUAGGGUUGUGCGCGGCCCGCUCGGAGCCAGGGCUGGGGUGAUGCUGCACUGGUCCCUGAUGGAUGCCUCGAGAUUAGACAGCGAGGAAACUAGUGUUGUUUUUAGGUUACGUUAUAGGAAAACAACGAGUGCCACCAUAUACCAAGUGUUCUUUACUAAAACUUUAAGACUAGAUUGUGCGAUACACAUUAGAGCGACGCGGUCCGGUCGAGUGCACUCCGGCCACCUGCCGCGUGCUCACAGCUGCCGCCUGCUCUUCCCUCCCCCCGCCCCGAAGAACGCCCUCCUCAUCGACCUGCACAAACUCAACGUGCCUUGCUCCACCGGCUCCGUCAAACUCUCCCCAAACGCACCCACACUAUGCGGGAAACUAGAACAAAUACCAAUCCCUAACAGAAGAUACAUCUACCAAUCAUCAAACAACCCAGAAAUAGAACUCCACGGUCGACCCACGUUCGCCGCGACUUACCGUCUCGUAGACCAUUGCCACGAUGUUCUCUUGACGGCGAGAAACGGCUCGUUCGAAGUCGGACCUACCACAAAGUUGUUCUGCUCGUACAAAAUCCACCUUCCCUACGGUAAUCGGGUAGCUCUGCGUCUCCAAAUGGGUACAGGGCCUAUAAAGAAGAACGGUGACAACUCGAAUAUAAUCCAUGAAGACACUCACGCUUUUUGCAGAGGAAUGGAGUUGAGUCUAGUUGACGGUGAAGCGAAAUGGAAGCAUUGCUCCCAACCGGGUGACCCAUUGCGUAGCGUCCAAAUAAUUUCUGAACGAAACUCUGUGAGGUUAAACAUUAGUAUUUUAGCGAAGAGGAAUUCUUCUGCCAUGUGGUUGAAAGUCUGGUGGAUGGAUAAAGCGGUAGAGGAAAUUAUCGGACACUGCGAUUACGGUUGGGUGGUGUCUGGAGACUUCUGUAUCACCGCAGUUAGAGAAGAGAAGAAAACGUGGAGACAAGCGGAGAUGGAUUGCAUCAGACUCGGCGGCCAUCUCGUCAGCAUACAAAAUGAACGCCAGCAACAAAUUAUGGACCAACUACUUAGUCACGCACCUGGUGCUAGCAUAGAAGACGUGUACUGGAUAGGAGCUACUGACGCCGUCCAUGAAGGGGAGUUCCGCUGGUCGGAUGAACUGCCUUUUUCUUAUGCACACUGGUUCCCGGGCUGGCGCAAGCACGGCGGUCAACCAAACGACGACGGCACGUCAGGCCAGGACUGCGUGGAGGCGCGCCGGGAGCUGCCCCCGCGCCCCGCGCACGCCUCCUUCCUGUGGAACGACCGCAGCUGUCGCGAGCACAACCACUACGUGUGCGAGAGACCGGGACUUGCAGAUCCCUACAAAGCAUCGAAAGUGCAAUGCAACGAGUCGAUAGUGCUGUCUCACUCGCACCCGCACGCCACUAUCUCCAGCCCCGGCUUUCCCCGCCCCUACCCGGACGAUGUCAACUGCGUCACCGAGGUCAGAGCUCCUCCAGCUCAUACCAUAAGGCUUCACUUCGAAGAGUUGCUGACUGAACAUGAACCACAUUGCAGCUACGAUUACCUGGAGGUCCUGGAGUCGGGGCUGGACAACGUGACGGAGCACGGCGAGGAGUGGGGCCACGACCACCACGUCUACCACGCAGACAAUGAGGUGUGGGAGGAGCUAGAGACGUUGCUGAGCGAGUCGGACGCGGUGGGCGCGGGCUGGGCGCGCGACACGCCGGCGACGCGCGCGCGACGCCUGUGCGGCGACUGGAGCGGCAAGCUGAAGCUGUUGCGCUACCAGUCGCGCGGGCCUGCGCUGCGCCUGCGCUUCCGCGCCGACCACUCGCGACACUACGCCGGCUACCGCGCCGACCUCACGCUCACCGACACACAGACGUGCAUGGACGUGAAGCAGGUGCUGUUCAACGGCUAUUGCUACCUGUUCUCCGGCUACCCGCAAGCCUCGUGGACUACCGCUAAACAGGUGUGCGAAGGCCUAAGCAUGCACCUGUCAUCCGUCCACACGCCUGAAGAGGAACGAUUUAUAGUGACUGGCAUCCGACAGAGCAGUGACUACAGUGCGGGCUCCGUUUACUGGUUGGGCGGGCGGUUGGGCGGCGAGCUGGCUUGGGCGGACGGCACCACAGUCGACUACCAGGCAUGGCCGCCCUACAACGAUACGGAGGACGUUGACGAUGCGUGCUUGGGUGUACAGUGGAAAACAUCCCCCGUACCGUCUCAACCCAGCGGCUUGUACUGGACGCUAUACAAGUGCGCCGCCACCGGGGGCUACGUGUGCAAGCGGCGGCUCAACUCCGAACACGUGCUCAGAAACAACACUGUGGAAGGAACGUCAGGUGUGUUAACAAGCCCGAAUCAUCCAGGUUUGUACGACACCGACUUGGACUAUUGGGUGCACGUGAUAGGCCCCCACGACACCCGCCUCAUUUUCAUCUUCACUAUCAUCGACUUGGAGUAUCAAAACGACUGCCUAUAUGAUUUUAUUGAGUUACGAGACCGUAAAUUUAGUUCAAAAUCUUCGAGAUAUUGCGGAUCAAUGACAGAAACCAGAUGGGUGGCAACAAGUAAUGAAGCGAUCCUGCACUUUCAUUCUGAUUAUAAUGUCCAGGGUACAGGGUUCAUGGUGAACUGGCGAGCGGUGGAGCUGGCGGGGUGUCCCUCCCAAACUUUCACUUCUAAAGAAGGAGUCCUGCACAGCCCAAACUACCCGCAAUUUAUGUUACCGGAAUUAGAUUGUACUAUUGACAUUUUCGCUCCCGCAGGAAAACGAGUCUUUUUAAAUAUCAGUUUCUUUGAUUUCGGCUACGGAACCUUUGAGAAUGGAGUCCCACUCAACGUGACCGAGGCAAUACCUGAAGAAAACUAUUUAGAAGUUCAAGUAGAUUCACAGAGUCCACCUGUUCGACCAUUUCUGAGUUCAAAAAUUCUAACUAACGGUUUAUUUGUAUCGCAAUCUGAAAUAUUGAGGCUGAGGCUGAAGACAGGAGAAAAUGUCACUGGCAUUGGAUUUCUGGCGCAUUUUAAAACAGUAUGGCACAUAAACGCAACACGCGUGCUGAAAUUGGGUGAGAACACACGAGGAAGAUUGACCGCUCCCAACUGGCCCGGUGAGCCGCCAUCCCAUAUGGCGGUGCGUACAAGACUGUAUGCGCCGCAUGGGCAUACUCUGUCUGCGGCGUUUGCUAGAACUACCCUCGCACCCAGCCAGAUUGUCUGGCCUUGUGGACAAGGGAAAGGGUGGAUUGAGGUUAUAGACAGUUAUACAGACAACAACGGAACGCAAUGGACACUCUGUGAAGUGGAGAAGAGUAAACGGAAGUUGGAAGCCAACGCUCCGCUGGUCAUCAACUCGUACCUCCACUCCUUGGUUGUGACGCAGCAUUCUGGGGAGCAUGGGAUGACUAUGGACGUGGCUGUUAUUGUGAACUUUGAUACUGAUUACCACAGUAAAAUAUUACUGCUCUCCGACGAGACGAAACUAGAAUCGUGUUACCCCAAUCCUUGCCAGCAUGGAGGACGAUGCGCCGCGGACGAUACAAGAAACUUCUGCCAGUGUUCGGGAUAUUAUACAGGUGCGUUUUGUCUUCUCACCGCUUGCGAGCGAUCUCCAUGCGUGUUCGGGAACUGUUCGCUAGUGGUGGGUGGUGGUGAGGAGGACGGCUACAACUGCGUUUGCGCCCGAGGGUGGAAAGGCAAACGAUGCGCCGACAGAGUCCGGCCCUGCUCUUCCAAACCGUGCAACAAUAGAGGCGCGUGUUUAGAAAGAGAUGGCACUUUUUUGUGCCAGUGUAACCCGUCUUGGAAAGGAAAAAGAUGCGAAAUACAAAACCCGUCACCCAAUAUAAUUGGUCUUGGAACACGGAUGAUACAAGAACCGUUCUGGCUGGGGCUUCUCACUGUAUUCUUAGUCCUCGGCUCCAUCGGACUCAUCUGGUGUGCUAAAAGACAUUUCCCCGAGAAGAUCGAGAAACUACUCGCCGAAGAAGCAGAUAGAUGCACAAGACCUCGGCCGGAGGCGCCGCACCGCACGCUGUUCGCGCGGCUCGGUAUCCGCAAGCCGUCCGUGUCGGGGCUAGCGCACGCGCGCGCGGCCCGCACCUUUAGUUUGGACGAUCUGUUAAAGCCGCCGCCAGGACGCACACCGUCGCCACGAAAAAAACGAAACAAUUCAACUCCCACGAAGAAAAAUGCAGCAGAAAAAAAGCAAAUUCUUCAACAACUAAUAAGUCCCUCUCCGGCUAACGAUCACUCCAAAAAAAUUACUAUGGGAGAAUUGAUACAGAUGUCCGAAAAAAGAACUUUAAGUACUGUAGAAAGUGCUCCUGCUUUUGUAGAAUACGGAGUAGAUUGUAGAGAUACUUCGUUUGCUAGUGAAGCUUCCUCGCCAUCUACCUCACCUUCAAUGAGGCAAAUAUCCGAUCCAAAACUGGAAAAGAAAGUUACAUUCGCCAGAUUACUGAACAAAGUUUCAGCUGAAAUGAGCUCUAGUUCAGAUGUUGAUAUGGUGAAUACAAUUGCUAUACCAAUGGCUGUUAUAGCUAAUAGGACAAUAAAAACAAAAGCAUCUAGUACUCCGCCAUCGCCAGGUGUAGAAGUCCGAUCUCCUCACAGUACGUCAAGUAAUCAAGGAAGUGAUUCUAUGUCAAGUCUUGAUUUAACAUUAGCACAUGCAGCUUUAAAGAAAUAUUCCCGAACACCAAAGAUUUCAAGUGCUGAUUCAAUUUUGGCAAUGUUCCGAAAUUUCUCGUCGUCGUCAGCGGCACUCGCGUCUCGCGCUUCGUCUGGUGGAAUAUCUGCGUCCAGCACCCCCACAGCAUCAUCACCACAAGACGAUACGGCUGAUGCUGAUGAUCUAUCUAUUACAUCUUCUCAUAUACCUUCAUUAGCACCUGACUCACCAGUUCUAAGACCUCAUAACACUAUUGAAAUACAGGUUGUGGAUCCACUGAGUUCUCACAAACAGUCAGCGUCUGGUAACCUUCUACAUCCACCAUCUAUCUUACUUGAAGUGCCCAGUAGUAUCAAUAAAUGUCUUUCACCCAUACGUGAACUACCAACUCCUUUACCUACUCCUCUUCCCACACCAAUGCCGACGCCUUUACCAUCGCCUCGAAUGCCUCGAGCUUCGAGUCAAAUUGAGUCAGAUGCUAAGAGCGACUCAACUAUUACAUGCAUAUCACCAAGUGAGGACGAGUUAGAUGAUAUCAGGCCAGAAAAAGUAGAUCGAUCGACUUGUGGAUUAAGAUUAAAGCUAAGACAAACAGUUCAGGCCGUAUGUGUGGAUACACCGACGCCGUCCACUCAAGUAACAGAUUCGCCGAGCCCUAGCAUCACUCAUAGUCAAGACUCUGAACGUGAGAUGUCUUCUCCUUCACCCGCUCCGCCUUCUUUAAGAGUUCCAGUUCUCACCAUAGAACGGCCUUCGCCGGGUUCCCCACCACCUAGAAGAACACCCCCACAUUUGGAUUUUCAACCACCGCCAUUGAUAACGGUAACCUGCAACGCUAGUGAAGAAUCCGAUGAACCGCUCUCUCCAAGACCUCCUCCCCCAACAGCAAACAUGUGUUAUUUAAGUCCAUUCUCAAUGUCAGCAAGAGGUGAAAGAGCUCCAUCAGAAUCCAAUUUAUCUUCAUCUGGAUAUAGCUCUAUGGCAAGUCCUGGGCCUUCUAGAUGUGGUUCUAGCAAUCCUUUAUGUCCAUCUGAAAUGGAGGACCCAGGUUCUGGUGGGGGACCAUCCUGUUUUCAAACGAGAAGGAGACCUCUUAUGAAAACUAACUCAAGCCCAGCCACGUCUAAUGACGGUGGAAAUGAAAGAAGAAGAGGUCGAUCAGAUUCUGAAACCCUAUCCGAUGAUCCUUUGUUAGAGUCAAACGAUGAAGGCAUAGGCACAGAUGAAAGAGUGGAUGAUGUCCCUGCGAGUGCAAAGGAAAUGGAGCAUCUGUCUGCUUUAAAGGAAACCUUGGAGAUACCGACAGCGACUUUAUGUUCGCCGAGUGGUGUCACCAAAUGUACAAUUGUUAAAUGUAUAAGCGUCGAACGCGGUUUGGAAGAAAAGGCUAGUCUUAAACCGCCCAUCCUAUUCUCGGAUUGCAGUCGCCCCUUAAGUCCUGUGAGUUCACGCAGUGAAAGUCCUUUAAGUGACAAGACCGGACUAGGUAGAUUCUCGCCACAAUUUUAUGGGAGACAGUUGCCGUUUACAGACUCAGAUGGACUUUACGACUUUCCUAGCUCAGAGUGUGUGAAAGGGAAUAAUUGUAAAAGCGGUGGUGCAUCCCACAGAAAGGCAGGUAGAAGAAAAGACAGGAGAACGUCUAGAACAACGUCACAUGAAGUGUCAGGAGCAGCGAAAUCUGCAUUACCCCAUAUGCCACAUUCGAUGCACAAUUUAUUAGAAGUACCCUGUUGUACUCAGAAUCGCGGUCGCAAAGUCGGGAGACGUAGAUCCAGGUCUCAAGCACCAGCAUUAGCGACCUCUUCGUCAUCUGAAGAGUCCGUCUCCAAUGCUUCUGUAGCAUCCGUCGCUUCAGCCAGGGAGUUAAGAUUACCAGAUUUAGAUAUGCAGCCAGAGUCCAGCAGGCAGAAGAAACCGCUGCGGAGGCAAAAGUGCAGGAGCUCUGAGGAUACUUCGUCCAAAAUAUCGUCAAGCCUGGAUCUGACAGAGGACUCUCGAAAGCCGGUGAAGAUAAACAAACUACGGACUAUUGGGAACCAAAUAAGAUUCCUCCGCCGUUUAGAAAGAAGCCUCAAAAUGAAAGAAAACUACCCGGCGAUAUCAGACGACGAAGGCGACGAGUCGUCCAGUGUAACCUCACCCUUACUACAAGGGAGGAAGGAACUUAAUCGAUUGCCCUGCCACGCGAUCUCCGCCCCUCUUCUAGGGGCUGCAAGGCCGAAAAUUACACGACAAAAGAGAUACGAAAAGUCUUUAUUAAAUGAAGACACAAGGACGUUAAGUGCCGCACCCGGUCAUGAUACUUCGGACUAGCGUAAAGCUUUUCAAUUUUUCAAUAUGAUAUUGUGUAAUACCAUAGACUAAAAUAAAAUUAUAGUUUGGCUGCCUUAAAAAUAAAUUGAUUGCUGCUUGAGAUAAACUAAUCCUACAUGUUUCAUCGAGAGGAUUAUUAACGUAGAUAAUUCUAUGUUAUCUAUGGUCUGAAUGCCUUACGAAUAAAAAGCAACUCUUUGUUAUUAGAAAUAAAGGUGAGUUACGCCCUUUCGAAAAAUGUUUUAAUAUUGAACGCGUUACCGAUUGUGUUACAGCGAGGGUGAAGAAUUGGAUGAAAUCUAUAUUUACCGUUUAUAGCGUGUUACGUACAUUAAAAGUAUACAAGAUUCUAAUCUAAUGUGAUAAUAUAACUUAUUGUACUAAGGACAUGAACUAGAUUUGUUGUUAUUAUGUAGUUCAAAACGUGAUUUUUAAUAUUAUAUUCUAUUGUAAAUAAGGUCUGCUUACGUAGAAUUAUCCAUAUGAGUGAGAUAUCUACAAAUAAAUGAAAUGAAAAAACUUUUGUCUUUUAUGGAAAUUUCUUUGUAGACAGACUUUAUAACUUUCAUUUCUUCUUUAGUUUCGUUUUGGUGUCUUGAACUUUCGAUAGUUAACUUAGUUAGGUGAAACUGUGUAAAUAAAUUUAUUAUAGCAAUAAACUUAUUUUAUAGGAUUGUAAGUAUAUUUUAUUAUGUUUAAACAGAUGUAGAUUUAAUAUAAUAUACUAUCUUAUGAAUAAAAUUAACCCUUAUUUUCUGUUAGCAUAAAUAUGAAGUUAAAAGGUAAAUAGCUAUUUAGGGUUGCAAGAUGUGAGGUACGAGUAACUUCGCCCAGAAAAUUAUGAUGUUUCGUAGUCUUUUUACGGAAAACAUGUAUUUGGUUAACUUAUUAAAACGUAUAAUUGUAAUUGUAAGCAAUAUAAAAUUGGCGACACAUGUGUAUAAUAUUGACUAAUAAGUAAUGAAAUUCCUUAACCUCAAAAUUAGGUUCAUUUAAUGUUAGCAUACCUACCUUAAAAUUAAUUUUUACAUUUUAUUUAGCUUACAAAUAAUACAAUUAUUAGAUGAUAUUUAAAAAAUAAGAUUCAAAGAAUUUCUCCACAUCGAGCAACUCUACUAAGUUCUCAAAACAUGUGUGGUGUUUAUUUGAAGUUUGCACUUUGCUAACUAUAAUUUCUUGUUAAAUACUUAAAGUCUAAUGUAAAAAAGAAAUGUUUUUGUAAAUAUUUUUAAACGUAUUGCUCAAAUGCAUAUUUUGUGAGUUGUCUUUUGUGCACUAUUUGCUACUUUGUAAAUAAAACUAUUGUUUGAUAAUGUAAAUACCAGGUUGCGUGAGAAAUUGUUCUUUCUGUGUAAGUACUAUUUGCUAUAAACUUGUUUACGCUAAUUAUAUAAAAAUUGCCAUCCAUAAAAUAAUUUCAAGAAAACUAUUUAAAAUUUAUUCUGUUCCUCAUAUCCUUCCGUAAAUUUUAACCUUAUCGCAGAAUUAUAAUAUUUUAUCAUUACUAGCGAACACCCGCAACUUCGUCCACCCUUAGACUUUGAGUCGUUUUUAUAAACAUGGCAGUAAGUAAGCAAGCAAUUAUGUUAUUAUUUUAUCAAAAUGUUUUUCAUAUUUUGUGGAUAAAAUAAGGAGUUUCAACUCCUUCAAAAUUGUAUAGGUGUAAGACCUACGCUUUCUAACCCAACUUCUCUCUCUCUCUCUCUCUAUGUCUCUCUGUGACGCAAACGCAGUUUCUACGUGGGUCAGGGUAAAUGUCUAUGAAAAUAUUAAAUCACAUUGUUAUGAAAAAAUAUUUAUCUUAUAAAUAAAAAAUAUUUUUUUUAUUAAUUUUUACUAAAUUGGCAAUUUUUAAAUAAUUAGAGUUUAAAUUGUUAGUGUGUAAGUUCAAAAAUAAAUCGAAGGCCCAAAAAAAUUGGUAUACCAAAAUGCACAAUUACUAUUAUCUACUUCUAUGAUACAAUCGCAAAUUGUAUAAAAUAUAAGCACAUGUUUAACUCUUUAAAAAAAACGUUUAAAAGCUAUAAGAAAAGUAGACUUUGCGCGAAACUAAAAUUUUUUAUAAACGCACGAUUUUAUUUGAAAGAAUUUUAACAGGAAAUUAUAUAAUUUAAUUGGAUGUCAGUUAGUUCAGAGAUUGAUAUGAAUAGUAUAAACAUGAAAAUAUUUAAAAUCCCAAAAAAAAUUGGAUGUCUUUCUCUCAUUAACUUCAUACUUGUAUGUCGUGUGUUGUCACAUAAAAACUGAUUAUACUUUAUUCUCAAUUACAGAAAAAGGUGUAAAUGUAAUGCUAGUAACAUAUUCAGCAAUAAAUACAUGUGAUCGAAUUGUUCAAAGACUGACGUUUUAUAUGUCAUAAUAUGUCAGUUAGGCUAAACUUUGGAUUUAAAGAAAUUGCCAAAUACGCCAAGCAACAAAAGUUUAUCCGGACAUUAAAACUGAGAAAGUAUUCCCAAAAUAAAAUUUUUCGUAUUCACACACCACAGUAAUAUACUAGGGUGUGUGAAUACGAAUAAUUUUCCAAAUUUUAAAAAAAUAUAUAUUUCAAAUUGUAAAUUUUGAACAGGCAAGUAAAGACAACUUACGUAGUUCAGAAAAGUCAUGGGCUAAUAAACUAAGCAAGAACCAUUCCGCUUGAUAUUAAUAUAAUUAUAAUUUUGUUUUCAUAUUUUGCAAUUUCUAUAAAUUCGAAGUUUACUUCUUAAAUGUAUUGUCUUAUCUAUUAGUCUAUAUUUAUAGGUAGGUACCCAGACAAGGUACAGUGGGCCUACCAUCGACCUACUCUAUUGUACCACGACAUCCUAGAAGACCCUGGUAGUUUUAUAUGAUCACUACUUGAACCGAUCUAAUUGGUCAGUUUAAUUGAUAUUAUAUAUAAUAUCGAUUUAUAUGCUUAGGAAAUUAGGUACGAAAUUGAAUUGCAAUGGAAUUGAAAACGUACAUUUUACGUUGACAGUUGGCCCAUUUAAAUUAUAAAUUACUGCAUAAUUUAUCAAUAAUUGAUCAUUUACGGUAAUGUCUGAUUUUAAGUAUUUACUACACCACUCAAUAUCUAUAAUCUAUUUUUCGAUGCACAACAUCUACUACACUUUUUACAUGUAUAAAAUAAUCGGUUUGAUUUAACUCUUAAAUUAUUUAUAAAUACACUUAUUCUCAUGGCUUAAGAUUUACCGAAUUAGUGUUACUAUUAAAAAUAUUUAUACAAUAUCUGGCAUUUUAGAUUACACAACUAGCUUUAGAGAAACAAAUCGUGUCUGAUGUCUAACUCACAGACAAAGUAUGAACUUCAUAACAUAAUAAAACCUACCGAUGAGAGAUCAUUUACAUCUUUCCAACGCCCAUAGUGUAAUCUAAACUGCUGGGUCCUGUAAACCAAUGGCCUGUUUUUGAGACUGAUUUUCUAAAAUUUAUUCUUAAUAUUGCAGUUUUAUGUUCAGAUACUUUUGCACUUACCCAUAUAUACUCGUAUAUCACUAUUUUAUUGUUAUAACAAAAGUUUAAAUCUACUAAUGUUGCCUUUUCUCUCGAAGUUAAAGUAAGCUUAACGGGUACGAUGUAAACUUCUUUGACUUUGAUUGAUUCUUUAAAGAAUCUUUGAUUUUAAUACGUGUUAAACGCCCAACGAUUUAAAUCUUUGGCAUAUAUUUGGUCUUUGGUAUUUGGCUCUCAAAUUUAUUAUAUUGAUAUUAGAGUUCAUUUUUAUUUUAGCAUCCCAAUACCUAUAAAUAUACAAAGACAAAAAUAUGAUUCAAAAUUUCUGAAAGAUUGUUUUUUAAAUAUUACUCUUAUUAUUUGAUUUAUAUUUACGUUUAAAAAAGUUUUUGUUUAUGAAUAUAUUAAAUAGGCAUGGUUUGUUCGAUAAAUUAAAAAUUGUUACUACCGUAGAUGUAGAAAAAAAAUGUAAGCAAUAAAUCAAUGCAGCACCAUAAUAACAUGAAAAAAAUAUGUAAACUAUUCUUCAAAAAAAACAAUCGCUUUCAUAGUUAGUUAUUUUCUGUAAAUAGGUAAUUGGAUAAAUUUAGUAUAUUUUUAUUAUUUAAAAUAAAUAAAUCUCGCGGAUAACGGUCACAUAAAAUAUUAUCUUAAAUUUUUUUUUUUUUAUGACCGAAUAAACUCCUAUAUACGUUUUAUUUUUGCACCUAUAAUAAAUUUACGUACCAAUUGUUUGAAAAAAAACUUUUCGAAUUUAAAAAUUUAAGUAAACAUAGAAUAUCUAUAUAAUAAUAUAGUAGGACCAUUAUUUUAACAUAAGUUCACUUACUAAUAAGAAUAAAGUGCACCUUUGUAGGUUAAGAUCUGAUUAAAAAUAUAAGGACACCAAAAGAUUUUUGGGUUUCUUUCAUAUUUAAUUUACAUUCUUAAAAAGUUACAAAGAAAACCAUAAAAUACAAAUCACUAAUCAGCUUGCACCAAACUUUUCUAUACCAUAUUUGAAAUAUCAGUAAAUUUGCGGCUUUACUAAAUUCGCAACUUCACUGCAACUUGACAUUUGCACUAUUUUAAUAAUGACCUUAAUAAACAUAAAAUCAACAAAUCAAUUGAAAGGAAUCAAUCAAAUUGUAAAUAAUUUAACUAGAUAUACGAAUAUCGAAAAUUGUUUUAGAAGAAGCCUUACUUUUCAAAGGUUUUUUUUUCUAUUUUACGUUUUCUAUCAAUAAACUAACACAAUACCUAUUUUAUUAGAUCAGUCAUCAGAUGAAAUACUUAACUGAUCAUACGCCUAAGUUAUCAAAGAUUUUUUUAUUUCACUUAUUGAAUAGAUAUGUACAUGUUUGCGAAAGUUCUAUAAGAACAAUGAUUAAUCCGAUUAAUAUAAUUUGCUAUUCUCUGUGAAAAAUCAAGCUACAAAGCUAUCCAGACGCCAAAUAAAUUGAUAAUGACUCUACAAUUAAUAAAGUUACGAUUAUAUUAGAAACUACCUUCACCCAUCUGUAAAAUAGAUGAAAAGUAUUUAUAUAAUACUUUUUAUCCAUUUAGUAUAUGGGUGAAGGUCGUUCCUAAUUCAGAUCUUGAGACUUAUUUCAGUAAUUCAAGUUGUCAUGAAUAGUAAGCUAAUACGAAUAAGUUCUGAGGCUUCUAAGAACGUCAAUCUGAUUAAAAGUAGAAGCCCAAAAUUGCGGAACAUUUUUUGUCUCUGUCUUAUUUAUUAGAUAGAGAACUAUAACAAGUAUCGUUAUGAUAUUAUCGUGACAUUCGGAAGAUAGUUUGGUUUGGGUUGUAAUAUCUAGUAAAGGAAGCGUACAGACGCGUUUGUGUAUGUACAUUGUACGCUUUAGCAAAGCAGAAACAAAUUUAUAAACUAACAGAAGCAGCGCGUUUUCACCCGCGUGGUUCCUAUUCCCGUAGGAAUACGGGGAUAAAAUAUAGCCUAUAAUAUUCGGAGAUAGUGUAGCUUCCAAACAGUGAAAGAAUUUUUCAAAUCGGUUUAGUAAUUUCAAAGCCUAUUCAAUGCAAACAAACAAUCAAAUCUUUCCUCUUUAGAAUAUUAAGUAUAGAUUAACAUAGUAGCUGAUAAGCAUCGGGUUAUUGAUAAACUGGCCAACGUAUCCUCCCCCUAUAUUACUAUACUUAACAAUGUGUUCCUGAUAUGCUGACUUUAAUUUAGUAGGAAUUCACACACAAACGCGUUUGUACCGUAACUUUCCAUCUCAAGGCAAUACUCAGUUAAAUACAGCAAAUUCACUACAAAGUUAUUUAUCGUUUACGUGUACUUUUUAAAUAAAAGUGU
Bicyclus anynana (squinting bush brown) is the source of this 13783-nucleotide messenger RNA. RefSeq lists its product as uncharacterized. Lineage: Eukaryota; Metazoa; Arthropoda; Insecta; Lepidoptera; Nymphalidae. Gene Ontology annotation, molecular function: calcium ion binding; serine-type endopeptidase activity. The transcript is spliced from 31 exons. Bases 328 to 8055 code for a protein of 2575 amino acids. The record is from RefSeq and is a predicted model, not a curated record.